AUGAAGCCCACCUCCCUCGCCAGCGUUUUCGCGCUGCUCGCAACCGCAGCCUUAGCCCUGCCGACCGAGACCGAAGAGAAUCACCUCGAGGCCCGCGUGCUGCAACCGCAAGUGUACGGCCGCACCUGCUACUGCGGCGAUAACUGCAACACCGUGUCCUGGCUGUAUGCGUGGGAAUGGAGCGACGGCGCCUGUUUCAACUUCUACACCGGCAUGUCGGCCGCCUGGAUCGAUGCGGGAUCCGCCUGCACCUUCUACAAUGCGGCCAAUUGCCAGGGCAGCUACAUGGCGUCCUCGAGUACGUGUACGAAUUCGAAUGUGGGGUGGUUGUGGUCGGCGCGCUGUCGGCGGUAG
Molecule: messenger RNA, 354 nt
Organism: Aspergillus aculeatinus CBS 121060
Lineage: Eukaryota; Fungi; Ascomycota; Eurotiomycetes; Eurotiales; Aspergillaceae
Exons: 1
Coding region: 1-354 (117 amino acids)
Source: RefSeq, a predicted model, not a curated record